This is a messenger RNA of Microcebus murinus (gray mouse lemur), 9438 nucleotides long. RefSeq names its product GDNF family receptor alpha 1 (gene GFRA1). NCBI's taxonomy places the organism in Eukaryota, Metazoa, Chordata, Mammalia, Primates, Cheirogaleidae. Gene Ontology annotation, biological process: nervous system development. Gene Ontology annotation, molecular function: signaling receptor activity. The record is from RefSeq and is a predicted model, not a curated record. Gene Ontology annotation, cellular component: signaling receptor complex; external side of plasma membrane.
UCUGGCCAGGAGAAAUCUGGCCUCGGCACACGCCAUCCUCCGCGCCGCUUCCAAUAACCACUGCCAUCCCUAACGGGCAUCCGAGCGGGGGGCUCUGCUCGGAAAUCGCCCUGGCCCAACGCAGGCCUCCAACGAGCUCUCGAAGAUUACCGCAUCUUUUUCUCCCCUGCUAGCGCAGAGAAAGUGAGCCCGGAAAGGGAAGGAGGGGGCGGGGACACCAUCCCCUAGGAAUAAAUAAAUAAAUAAACAAACUGGCUUCUCGCCGCAGCUGGACGCGGUCGGUUGAGUCCAGGUUGGGUCGGACCUGAACCCCUAAAAGCGGAACCGCCUCCCGCCCUCGCGCCCGCCACCCUCCAGGAGCUGAGUCGCCGGCGGCGGUGGCGGCUGACGGACCCGGAGUUUCCUCUUUCACUGGAUGGAGCUGAACUUUGGGCGGCCAGAGGAGCGCGGCGGCCCGGGGAUCGCUGCAUGCUGAGCUCCCUUGGAGAGAUCCAGCGGCGGUUCGGGAAUUUUUUUGGGGGCGGGGACCAGCUGCGCGCCGGCACCAUGUUCCUGGCGACCCUGUACUUCGUGCUGCCGCUUCUGGACUUGCUCCUGUCGGCCGAGGUGAGCGGCGGGGACCGCCUGGACUGCGUGAAAGCCAGCGACCAGUGCCUGAAGGAGCAGAGCUGCAGCACCAAGUACCGCACGCUGAGGCAGUGCGUGGCGGGCAAGGAGACCAACUUCAGCCUGGCAUCCGGCCUGGAGGCCAAGGAUGAGUGCCGCAGCGCCAUGGAGGCCCUGAAGCAGAAGUCGCUCUACAACUGCCGCUGCAAGCGGGGCAUGAAGAAGGAGAAGAACUGCCUGCGCAUUUACUGGAGCAUGUACCAGAGCCUGCAGGGAAAUGAUCUGCUGGAGGACUCCCCAUAUGAACCAGUUAACAGCAGAUUGUCAGACAUAUUCCGGGUGGUCCCAUUCAUAUCAGAUGUUUUUCAGCAAGUGGAGCACAUUCCCAAGGGGAACAACUGCCUGGACGCGGCCAAGGCCUGCAACCUCGACGACACCUGCAAGAAGUACAGGUCGGCGUACAUCACCCCCUGUACCACCAGCAUGUCCAACGAAGUCUGCAACCGCCGCAAGUGCCACAAGGCCCUCCGGCAGUUCUUCGACAAGGUCCCGGCCAAGCACAGCUACGGCAUGCUCUUCUGCUCCUGCCGGGACAUCGCGUGCACGGAGCGGAGGCGACAGACCAUCGUGCCCGUGUGCUCCUACGAAGAGAGGGAGAAGCCCAACUGUUUGAACCUGCAGGACUCCUGCAAGACGAAUUACAUCUGCAGAUCUCGCCUUGCUGAUUUUUUUACCAACUGCCAACCAGAGUCAAGGUCUGUCAGCAGCUGUCUGAAGGAGAACUACGCCGACUGCCUGCUUGCCUACUCGGGGCUUAUUGGCACAGUCAUGACCCCCAACUACAUCGACUCUAGUAGUCUCAGCGUGGCCCCGUGGUGCGACUGCAACAACAGCGGGAACGACCUGGAAGAGUGCUUGAAAUUUUUGAAUUUCUUCAAGGACAAUACGUGUCUCAAAAAUGCAAUUCAAGCCUUUGGCAAUGGCUCCGAUGUGACCGUGUGGCAGCCGGCCCUCCCAGUACAGACCACCACUGCCACCACCACCACAGCCUUCCGGCUCAAGAACCAGCCCCUGGGGCCAGCAGGGUCUGAGAAUGAAAUCCCCACGCAUGUUUUGCCACCGUGUGCAAAUUUGCAGGCACAGAAGCUGAAAUCCAAUGUGUCGGGCAGUACACACCUCUGCAUUUCUGAUCACGAGUAUGAAAAGAAUGGUCUCCCUGGUCCUUCCAGCCACAUAACCACAAAAUCGAUGGCUGCUCCUCCACGCUGCGGUCUGAGCCCACUGCUGGGGCUGGUGGUAACCGCUCUGUCCGCCCUGUUAUCUUUAUCUUUGACAGAAACAUCGUAGCUGCAUUUAAGAAAACAGUAUGGACAUGUAAAAAGACAAAAACCAAGUUAUCUGUUUCCUGUCCUCUUGUAUAUCUGAAAUUCCAGUUUUAGGAGCUCGGUUGAGAAAUAGUUCCAUCCAACUGGAACUUUUUUUGUUUUUAAGAAAGCUUCUUGUGAUCCUUAGGGGCUUCAGUGGAAAACCUGAUGCGAUGCCACAUUCCAGACUCAGAGGCUUUGGGGCAUGCUGUAUUUUAAAGGGACACUUUGUAAAUUUGGCUGUAAAGCAGACUGGGGCCAUGUUUUUCAUGAUGAUGAUGGUGACGAUGAUGAUGAUGAUGAUGAUGAUUGCAACAGUUUUAAUUCUGGCCUUCACUAGCUAGAGAACGAGUUAGCAUUUCUAAAGAAUCUUCCAUAUCUCAUGUAAUGGCUUUGAUUUCUGAUGACAUAAACUGUAGCCUGACAUAGACGCCAAGUUUCUUUUGCCACAAAGCGAAAAGUUCUCAUCAAGAGUAGACUUUGUGGACACAAACUUGUACUGAUGUUCACCUUUCUAUAUGUACUAGCAUUUUCCGUGCUAAUGUUUAUAUACUGUAAACAGUUCUACACUCUCCUACAAAACAAAAAACACCUGUAACAUCCAAAUAUAAUAUCUAUCUUAUAGUCAACUAGAGAGGGAGAAUGAGUUUGCAACUUCACAGUACCUGGAUCGUUGAACGACACUCUUCUAGGCCUUACCUGAGUGUGAAGCCCUUAAAUUAACAAGAGUCAAAUAUAACUGAAGUGUCACUCUAAUACUCCUUACCUGAGAUUAUAUGUAGAGAAACAAUUUUACUACUAAAUGAUUUCAACUAUUGGCUUUCUAUAUUUUGAAAGUAAUGAUACUGUUUUCAUUUUUUACUGAUGGUUUAAUACAAAAUACAUGGGGCUUGUUUUUCUCUCCUAAGUAGUGUAAGCUCCAAUAUUAACUUCAAAAAAUACAGCUCUUCAAAAGCAGGCUCUGAGGAGCCCUGUGCUUAAACAGAAAGCUCUGCAUCACGUUACUGGGGACAGGCUGGAGGAACAGAAUCACCAAGCAUCGUCUUUUGUCAUUUCGUGAAAUGCGAGCAUGCGUACCUGUGCGGAGACCAGCAGCCACGUGUGAAUGUUCUACACCGUCUAAUGGCACCCUUGCCAUUGACACCAUCUAGCACCUGGGUUUUCAGGUCAUAUGACAAAGGCAGCUUAGAUUGGGACAGGACAGGGGUGUGUUGCCCUCUCUUUUGAAGCAGACCCAUGCCAGGGGACACAGGUCUUUUCCUAGGGGUUUUCUUUACCCCGACUGUGAUGUCUUGGCCUCUGCUUAGAACCAUUUGGUCCGAAGGUCGUCAGGAAUCUGCUUGCAUCUUGUUCUGUGUCCUCUGUGACAGACUGUGACUGACUAUGCGAAAAAGGAAAGGUUUUUGAAUCAAGAGGAUCAGCAUAGGUCUGGUGAGAUGCGUUGGUUGGCGUAGGUAGAACAGGACGCUCUCCACACGGCAUCUGCCUGUGUAACUGCACAUCAUCUUCCAUUGUGCUCUUCCUUAAACGAACAUAGACCCGCAAGUGCACUUUUGAAGUCUGCUUUAGAUGGUGAGGUUCAGAAUCUACAAUGGUCAAGUACAAGUGGCCAUGUUUCUCCAAAACUGGAGAAAAGGGAGGAGAUUCUACCUUAAGAGAGCGUGGGGAGCAUUAGCUUUCUUCCCACAUGGGGACAGGGGGUGGCGGAGGAGACCGUGGUGCAUAUUUCAUACUGAUCCCCUUUGCCCACUGAUGUCUGCCUUGUAAGAUUAAUCAAAUUCUGGGGGGGGUCGGGGAGGGGAAAUCUAUGAAAUCCAAGACAAAGGCUUAGUCUUUUAGCUCUAUUGGUGUUCAAAGUACGUUUAUAUCCAAAUGUUAAUAAACACAAAUGUACAAUCCUCAGUACCAACUUUUCUCACUUCGAAAUGUUUUCAAGGGAAAUUCACCAAGCACCCAAGUAUAUCUGAUUAGUGAAAAGUUCCAUAAAAGUCUUGCUUUGAAUAAAUUAAAUGUGUCAAGAUAUUUGGAAUGCCGGUCAUCUAUGAGAACAUAUCUCUUACAGAGCAAAUUGUGUUUUAAUUAAGGUAUUUCUGUGUAUCUCCACCGGACUCAUUGAGUAUGGGUCUGAUUCUAUGUGAUCCAUUGUAGAAAGCUAUUGAUUAUGUCCGCGGUAAACAGGAGCUCUAAUUAGCUUCAGAUGACCAAAGAGGAAAUGGGAGUUUUUAGUGCUAACAAGGGCAGCCUUCACUGAAGGAGGCGUGGGUAUGCAACACGUAAAUGAAAUUUUGAAAACCCUCAUCUGUCACCAACAAAGAUCUCAUUUUUCUUCAGUGACAAAAGCAUAUUCGAGUUACCAAAUCCUCAAUUUGAAAAUAAGUUGCCGACUAAAUAAACAAGGGGAAUCAUCUUGUUCGAGGACAAGAAGUUAGAGAGAUUCUUACAAAAGCAAGCCAAGCAAGAUUUCUGCUGUUCAGUGUGAUCUCUGUCUAACACAGUGACUCUGAAGCACCAUCACUUGCCCCAGGACUGGAGCAGGCGAAUGACUUAAAUCUUUUACCUCUCUCACUUCUUCUUAGAGUGCUUAAAAGCAAAAAUGGUUUACUACUUCCUGUCCUUUAGUCGGGACAUUCCGGGUGCCACUGAGUACAGGGGCUGUCUGCUGAGGUUUGGGCCUCUUGUAGCUCAUUGUAGUUGGUUUUGACAAAAAAACCAGUAACUGACAUCCAUGCAGACCAUGACUCCCAGAUCAAGCAAGUCUAGCCAUGCCCUACUUAUUUUAGAGAGAAAGAGAAAAAAGGCAUUACUGCCGCACUGAUUAGAAGCACAUCAUUCCACUUUGAUGUUGAAUAUCUUUGACUAAUGUAUGUUUGAGUAUCUUUUUAAUAGAGCACAUGAAGGAAGAAGUGCACAAUAUAGAGAGGGAAUUUAAAAUGCCAACUGAAUAUUUAUUUUUCCAUACCUGAUUUUUUUCUAACCACUAAUAGAAAAAGUAUAAGUUGAGAAUUACAUAGGUUAUUUUUCAUGAAGUAUAGCAGACUAUAUCCAGAAUGUGAUGAGAGUGUUUCCAUUUAAUUUUUUUUUUAACAAUUAUUUAUCCUGUAGUAAAAAAUGAUGUCUUAGAUAAGCUGUGUCUUUGAGUUCGUCAAAUACAGGACAGGGCUUCUCCAGGGCUGCUGUAGCCUUGGAUAUGGUCUGUGUUGAGACUGUUCCUAUCUGUUCCUGUUCGCACUUCGAGAAGGGGCCGCUUCCACCUGCCUCCCAUUUCCCACAUGCCUGCUCGCCCCUAAGUCAGACACUCCCAAGCACUCCAUCUGCUGUACGAGGGAAGUGGGAGAGCGAAAGCAUUUCUGAAUCACUGUAAAGUGCCCGGGAAAAAGAGAUGUAAGAGCGGUGGGAGUUUAUAUAAUUAGCGAAUUCUUUUCUUAGAAUCCAGCAUAAAUGCAUUUCUGUUGUUAUUAUUUACAAAACAGUGGCCUCAGAGGAGCUGUCUUUUGGAAAAUAAGUUCUCAUUCAUGUAGUUAGACAUGCACGACUUAUUUGAAUCAAUAAACCGUGGGCCAGAAAAGGGCUGCUUGACUGAAUUCACAUUUUCGAAUUCUCUUUCGAGGCUGUUCUUGAUCUCCUGGAUUCUUGCUCUGUGAUCUCUGCUGCUCUUGCCUCUGCUCUUUGAUAAAGCAAAUGAGACUAUGUGAGACCCAUCUUUCCAAGAAAGACCUAAAAGCAACGACAACCAAAAGCCACUGCCCUGGGUACAGCGAUAGCAGCAAGGCCCUUCUGAGCUGGGAGAGUUUGGAGAAAUGAAGUAAAAUCAAGGUGCAUUGGAGGCCACAUGUCUUGGGUGAAUGGAUUGUAGUCUGUUGAUGUUCCUUGCUGGUCAGAAUAGGAACUUCCAACAAAACAGCAGGAGUUCCUUGAAUUAGGCAACAGUUCCUUUACAGGAAGGGAGGCAGAGCUAAUAGCUGGAUGACAGAGGAAGAAAUUUCUUUUCUUUGAAAUUCUAAAAUAAAACAGCUGGAGAUUUGGUUGGAUGCCUUUAGAAGCUUCAUUUUUCUCUCAUCCCUAUCAUAGAUAUCUCACGUAUCUAUCUGACACCUCUUGACUUUGACACAGCUUUGCUUCUCAACUGACCAUUUGUUUUCAGUCUGUUGUCUAGAAUUCUUCCUGAGGACUGUACCUCUGAAAAAUAUUCUCACUGCAGAGGCCUUAAAUCUGUGAUUUUUGCCACUGCCUCCAGCCCGGGCUGUAUUCUGUAGGACAUUUCAUUUCACAAGGGUAGUUGUCUUAAGACAUUGACUGAUUCCAUUCUCUUCUGUAUUGAUGAAUGAUGCCUCGAGCUCCACCCUAUUCUUUAUUGCCUAAGUAUUAAAUAAGGCCUUGCCCAACAAUUCUUCAUUCUAAUCGUUCUAUAUUUAGUUCUACCCAAAUUAAUUCUUGUGCUAUCAGGUGGCCGUUCUCCUUGUUGUUUUUAAGACACAGAAGCCUCUCUUAGGAGCCAGGCCAUCUGAAGGGGAUGUUAAUCUCCAAAUAGGAAGUUCCUCUACCCAAGCCUCUUCUGAGCUCCCUCUUCUUAGCUCUGGGAUUGUCUUAUCCUCACCAGGAAUCCUUUUGCUGCUCCCUCGUUCUCUGAUGAGUUCUCCCGCCCCCCAGAGACAAGGCAGAGUGCUUAUUCCGUGGGAUGCGCCACCUGCACGCUGAUUGUUCUGAGACCCAGCCCAGAGGGGUGGGGAAGGCACACAAACCCUAUUUCAAUAAACUGCCUGCAGAGAACCGCAGCCUGCUAACAGUCAUCGAGGCCUCAGCCCCCUAAGGUCUGCAAGCUCAUUUGACCAGCGCAGCUGCGACUUCGGCUGUUUGCCUCUGGCAGGUGCCAAUAUCGGCGUCUUGUCCCACUGCCAUGGGGAGUUUAUUUUUGCUCAAUGGCAGCUGCCAAGCCCAGCACCAGCAUCAGUAGAAGGUUUUCUCUGAUUUUCUUCUCUGCGUCUCAGGCCGGGCUUUCUUACCGAUCCCGAUUUUUGUUUUGUAGAGAGUGCCAGCAGACUGGCCAGAGAGCUUCAGCUUCUUCCAUAGUUUUGACAUCUCUUCCUGCUCACCCAGCCUUCCCUGGCAGAAGGCACGACCCAUCAUUGGUACUUAGAGAACACUGGUCUAAUGAAAAGCGUUGGGGCAUUGAAGGGCUUUGCUCUGUCGUCCAACAGCAACAGCUAGCCUGUUUGCAUAGUCUUACUGGCAUUGAGCUAUAAUGACACUGAAUUUGUCCUCCUGUGAUUAUUGAGAUGACGGGAGAAAGAAUCUUGGAAAGCACUGGGAUCAAAGUAGCUUUCAAGCUGCCCGCUGUGUUCUCUGCUGCGAGAUGCAAAACUAGCACUUGUCCCAGGAAGAGCUAAGCAAGACCAGCCAGUCCCAGCAGGCUCCCCUUCUGCCAGAAAGGACAGAACCCAGAAUGGGGUGCACUUGGGGGAAAUUAGCUAGUGAGUCUCCUGAGGCUUGCACUUGCUUCAGGUUGCUGGUGAGAAAGGUGGGCCACUCCCCUGUCCCAGACCAGUCCCAAGGAUGACAGCUUCUCCAUCAGCAGCCUGAGAAGCAAAGUCUGAUGCUCAUCAAUUCAGUAUAAUUGUGGAAUGAGUACUGUGGCCAAAUGAGCCAUCAUUUGGAGCUGAAAGUCCCCGACAAGUCACUUAAGAAUAUAGGACCCUCUGACAGCAGCGUAGGCAAACACCCAUCCUUUCCAGAUUGGCAGAAUCCUUUAAUUUGACAUCCUUCAGAGACUCUAAAUUUUCUAUAUAAAUAGUUCGUGAAACUGUUUUUCAGACUUGGUCUCCCAGGAGGCGAGUCUUGGUCCACAUGCACACGGUGGCCAGGCCCGCUCUCCAUCGUGGGGACAGCAAACACAGCCACCCCAGCUGAGGACUCAGGCUGCCACUCCUCUGGGCCUCAGAGGGCUGAGAGCUUGGCCAGGUAGGCACACCCGUGGAGCUGUCACAACUGUCACGGACCAACCACCGUGCAGGUGGGAAUAAGAGACAGAGCUGCUGUAGCUGAGGAAAGCCAGCAGUCAGCAGGGCUCAUGCAAAGGAGCAAAACUUUGAAUGUGCACAAUGACCCUGACGUCUGUCUGCCAAACAUAACAGACCGUAAGACCAGAGUGAAGUAGGCUGAAGAAUUGUAAAAUCCAGCGAAUGCCCUGAGUAUGGGAAGCCUGGGCUGUGAGAAGUCAGUAAAGCAGUAAAAGUCAGUCACCUGGGGCCAGGCUGGGUGACCAUCACAGGUACAGGUGAAGUUACCCUGGGCCUUCUCAGCAUGCUGGCGUGAGUCUCCAUUGAUCCAGUGUGCUUGCGCUCUCUCUCUGUCUCUCUGUCUCUCUCUUACAACUGCUGCAGGGCUGUAUGAUCCAGCAUUAUCUUCCUGGCGUGCAAAGCGUGCUUGAUCUGGAAUUUGAUUUUAUAUUUUUUUAGCUUUAGCUGAAGGCAUUUCUGAAGUGUGGGGAAAAAUAAAAAGAGAAUGGAAAGCGCAGAACCAAAUCGCAGAUUGCCCGGCCUUAUUUGGCUGUGGUCUUGCUGUCAUCAAACAUUUCUGAUGUGCUUUUCUGGAUUCAGAAAUAGCUGAUUGUCCUCAGAGGGUUGGGAAAAAAUGGUUUCAGAAACCUCAAAUCCAGGGCCUUAUAGUUCUCCUAAUUAUCUAUCUUUCUCCUCUUCUCUCUUCCUUCACCCAAGGGAGCGGGGGGAAACACGCUUCGCCGCGGAGUUUGCUUUAAAGAGUUUUCCCAUCUCGCGUGCAUUAUCCCUUGAUAUUGAAAUUAUUUUCUCUGUUUAAUCCAACUCCUGCUGAGAAGCUGUGUGAGAUUUAGGUUGUGGGAUUUUUUUUGUUGUAUUCUUUUGGAUGGUGUUGCAUUUUUUACUCUUAACCCGAGGGUACGUCUCAGCUUAUGUUCAUUCUAUUUCAUGCAGGUUUAUAUACGUGUGGAAUAGAGGAAAGCUUCUGAUAUUAAGGAUAUUUUUAGAAUUGUUUCCUGAGCAAGGGGUUCAGAUACCCAGUCUCCUCAGAACCGGGGUGAGGCACGAGUGAGCUUUGUUGAGAAGCCUCCAGUUCGGGAGGCAGCAGAUGGGCAAUCUUCCUUCGGGUCUCCAUGUUAUAUGGUAUGUUGACUGCGUUCUCCGCUCGUAGGAGAUGAUGUAUUUCUCUCAUCGUCUUGCGUGUCUGCUUUCCCGAGGACACCUGUACCUCGGCCUGGGGUCAUUCCCACGUGGCUUCCUCACACAGCUGUUUUGCAGCAGGCUUUAUUGCCGACACCUGUGGAAGAACAGCUACAUGUAGAAGUACAAGUUUUGCUCUUUGGACUUUGGAAGUGGUUUUUGUGAUGUUUGAAUUUUCUGUUAGCCUAUUGCUCAAGCACUACGGAAUGUACAUAGUCCUCUGGCCAUCCCCCACCCCAGAAUAUCCUAAUAAACAUUGUUUUCCUUUUUUAAAAAAA